Trypanosoma conorhini is the source of this 5088-nucleotide messenger RNA. RefSeq lists its product as uncharacterized. Bases 1 to 5088 code for a protein of 1695 amino acids. The record is from RefSeq and is a predicted model, not a curated record. Gene Ontology annotation, biological process: transmembrane transport. The transcript has a single exon. Gene Ontology annotation, cellular component: plasma membrane. Gene Ontology annotation, molecular function: transmembrane transporter activity. Lineage: Eukaryota; Euglenozoa; Kinetoplastea; Trypanosomatida; Trypanosomatidae.
AUGUCCGAGGACUCCUCCCCGGAGAUGGGGCCCGGGGCGGGCUCUGGCAUGCCGGCGGUCCUUCGGGGCGAGACUGGACCCGGACAGGGGGCCGAUUCGUCGAAGAUGGGCUCAUCUGGGCGGCCACACAGAAACGCCGCGGGUUCCGUCGCCGUUGAGCAGUUCCUGCUCGGCAACAACUUUGGUGACCUCCUUGGCGCCACUGGACCCGGGCUGGCCAACUCGCUCGCGAGCACGAUGGCACCGGGGAGCGAUAACAUUCGUGGACCAGGCAGCAGCACCGCAAACCCGAGUUUUUUUUCAAGAAUGGCGGAAGCACCGGAGGGAGACACACUAGAAGGCCUGCAGUUUGGCACAUCGCCAUUCCAGUUGGAGCGGCAGCAGAAGAAGGCCCCAGUGCAGGCAGCACCGCCGGCGCCUCGCGUCGUACCUGCCCAGCCUGAUGCAGGUGGGGCUCAAAAGCAACCCGUAGCUGCAGCUCUGGCGUCGCCGUCUCCGAAGAGGCCCUUGGAUACUGCUGCUGCUAAUCCUUUGCCUCCUGGAAAUCCCCAGUCUUCAGGCCCUUCCCCACCUAGUGGCUCCACACCUGGUAAUACGCUUCCAGCAGAGAGUAGUCCCCCUAGGAGCGUCGAGGCAAGGACAAAGGCAAAGAUAAAGGAACAACCAUCGGCACACGCUCUACCUAGCGGGGGAAAUGCGACACGUGCAAAAACCGUUUUUGAGAGGGCUGGACCGAGGCGCACGCACUCUGUAGGCGAUAUGCUGGCUUUGAGGAAUAGCUCCAGCGCGGAGCGCCCCAGGCAUGGUUCCAUCGGCACACGCGCUGCUUCACCUAGUGGGCGUUUGACGGUUUCCUCCACAGGGCCCUCGUCACACGUUCUCACCCGUGCUGGGCCGAGCAAGGCCUCCGGGCCUGCCUGGGCGAAGGCCAGAACGGACACCGGAUCGCGAGAAAAUAGGCCCUCUUGGCUCUCCGCGGCGGACCGCCUGCGGCGCGACGAUGCCCUGGGUAUCUCUGAGAGGCGCUGGGAUCCGUUUUUUAUGCCCGACCAGGUCCGGACGCCGUGGCAAACGAAGUCGCAACCAGGGCGGCUGCGCGCUGCCGACAUCAAGGCCCUGGGCCAGGUAAACUUGCUGGGGCAAGGGACGUACUAUGAGCGCCCGAAUUCCCUCUCGCUCUCAAGCCACUCGAACGGAACCCGGGCGACGGAGUUUGGGGCCGAAUCGCCCAUGACGCUCUUCCCGGAGCACCCCCUGGUCAAAUUUCCCGCGUUGUCGGAGCAGUCUUCCGGGCGGCACGUGCACGUGCGGGCACGGAAAAACGUCGUCCGGGACCCCCUGCGAGGCCAAAGACAGGCCUACCCAGCUGCCUACGCCGGCGGGUCGUUAGAAGCGAACAGCAGCGCGGGGGACUCGGCUACGCUGUGGCCGAAAAGCACGAAGUUGCAAAGGCCAGGGAACCACGCGGAGGACAUGUUCAUGUCACUCUUUACGGGCUCGAGGAGCGACAAACCGCGACCCAAGCUGACCGCCUCUGAGUUUGCCUCGCCGCACCGUGCUUCGGAUUCGUCCGGAUCGAAGAAAGGGCUACUGCAACCUAAUCGUGCCGGUGGUGGAGCCGGUGGUGGUGGUGGUGGAGCCGGUGGUGGUGGCGGUGGCGGUGGAGCCGGCGGUGGUGGCGGAGGUGGUGGUGGUGGUGGCGGUGGUGGUGGUGGCAAGAAGGAAAAAAUUCUUCAGGCUGACGAGGAGGAGCACGAAGAGCGGCGCUUUAAGGAGGCGAGCAACACCGCCCUGCACGCCAUCCCGUGGGAUCAGCGGGCGUUCAUUCCCCUCAGUGGGUUUGGCACCAAAACCUUCAGCACCUUUUCCGCGCCGCUUUUCUGGGAAAAGUUGGACUGGACCGUCCGGGCAUCCCUCUUCACGGUGCUGCCGACGAUGAUUCUCACGCUGGAGCCGAAGACGGAGGACAUCUUCCCGCUGCCCUCUUCCGUGGCCUUCCUUGCCUUCUGGAUCACCAUGCCAACCUUCGGUUCUGGGCUGCGGGAGUUUAUCAUUGCGUUGAAGGGGUACGCCCUGAGCCUGGUGAUACUUCUGUUUAUUAUCCUAAUUGGCCCCCGGGCGAGCUGGCUCAUUCUGCUGCUGCUCUUCGUGCUCGUGCUCGUCACCUCCUUCUUCGCGGAGCAGGUGAAGAAGACCUCGGCCUACUGUCUCGCGGUGUUUCUGAUGCAGCUGCAGUCGGACCCGGGGGGCACGGGGAUUAAGUUUGUGGGGGACUACUUCACCACGCUGCUCAUCGCCCUCGCCUUCGGCCUCGCCGCCUUCUUCAUUCCGAACAUUCGCUGGUCGAGUGACCUCUCCAAGCUGUACGUCUCCAUCCUCGGCAACUCCCUCAGCAUCUACGUGCAAGGGACGUGCUCCAGCUUCUGGACCCGCUCCCCACUGGAGCGCGAGCUGCACAUUGUGCGCCUGCGGCAGCUGCGGGCCACGGCAAAGAGGGCCAUCACGAAGGCCGCUGGCUUCUUCGAAGAGGCAGGCUACGAGCCCCACACGGGCGCCUUCAUGGCCGCCAUCAGCGUGCGACACGCGUUCUUUGUGAACAUCUACAACAUCCUUAGUUCCAUGGUGCAGGUGGUGGAGCUGAUCAACGACAACCCGCAGCGCAUUGACACCCCGCUCUGUCUCUCCUUCGGCAACGCCAUCGCCGAGGACCUCGCCGUCAUCUCCUCCGCGAUGGACAACAUGAUCCUGAAGAUCGCCGACUUUGAGCACCCGGUGCGGGAGGAGGAUAUCCAAAUGUUUCGCGAGGCGCGGGAACGCUUUCAGGACCGCCUCUCCGAGGUGCGACAGGACGUCAUCCUCGACAACGAGAUGUACGAGACGGACGAGUCCGACGUGCUGCUGGGGUUCUUUAUGUUUAGCGUGGAUGAGCUCUGUGAGGUGAUCUCCAACUUUUCCCCGCGGGUGUCGGCGCACAGCAACUUUCUCGAUUGGCUCAAGACCCCCAUCGAUGACUGCAAAAGCUCCUUUAACGCCCUGCGGCUGCUCAUAACCAUGAUGAUUCACCAACGCUCGCUGACGCGGCGGGCGAAGGAGGCGAUUAAGCUGGCGCUCUGCAUGACGGUGCCGUGCAUCUUUCAGGUGUACGCGCUGAACAACAGCGAGACGAGCCCGGUGGCGGGGGCGGCGAUUAUCGCCUUUGUGUACAGUCAAACAGGGGCGCAGAGCUUCACCUAUGCCGUUAAUCGGGUGUUGGGGACGGUGCUAGGCUCGCUUACCGCGCUGCUGGGUGUUCAAAUUGCCGACUCCCGCCGUUUGGUGCUGUACAUUGCCGUGGCCAUCCUCUCCUUUGUUGGGGCGUACAUUCAGACGAGCCCGGAGUACUUUGCGGCGGGCAACGCCAUCUGCAACAGCGUCAUCUCCGUCAUUACACAGUACAGAAAUCCGGAUGCCGCUAUGGUGCGUAUUCAGCAGAACGUGUUUGCCAUUCUCAUCUAUUUUUGUAUUUCUAUGGUCCUCUGGCCCAUGCGGGCGCGGGGGAAGGUGCAAAUGGCCUUCGAUGUCAGUCUGCGCUGCUUCCGUGAGGUGACGUGCCGCCUGCUGCGCAACCUCGACCAGCCCGAGGACGUGUGUGAGGUGAACACCGCCGUGAUCGACGUGCUAAACGAGUGGAACAAGAAGAUCACGCGGCAGUCCACCUUCUUACGCGGAGCCUGCACGGAGCCGACGCUGGUCGGCGCCGACUUUCCUGACUACGCGUGGCAGAAGCUGAUUGACGCCCAGUGGGAUCUCUGGUCCAUUCUCUCUAUGAUGCGCUUCGCGUACUUCACCUUCAUGUCCAGCAAGGCCGACAACGUCACCGAGCUCUCCGUGCACUGGGUCGUGCUGCGCCGCAUCUCCCCCCACGCCAAGGACCUCUCCGACCUGGUCUACGCCACCGUCGACCUCUACCUCCUCGCGAUAGGCAAGACCACCGUCGUGCCGACCAGCCACCUCACGCGCCUGCGGCACGGCAUCCUGGAGGCGGAGGCGAACAUCACGGAGGUGUACAUUCAGACCAUCUGCCGCAACCUCGGCGGCGACGUCGAGGAGGAGGAGGAGGAGGAGGAAGAGGGAGAGGAGCAGGAGGCCGGGAGCCACAUGAGCAGGAUGGCCAUCAGCAGCGACAGCGACCACGACGCGGGUGGUCUCGGGGCAACGCGCCGGGGCGGAAGCAAAAGGCCCGCGGGAAGCACGGGCCCCGCGCCCCCCGGCGAGUCCCCGCCGCCCGAGCAGAAGAAGAAGAGGAGCGGCUACCUCAUGUACAACCUUACCAAGGAGGAGGAGGAGGAGCUGAAGCGGUACCUCGUGAACCGGUCAGAGGCCAUUCGGCAACGAAGCGUUGUCGAGGAGGGCGCGGAGGACGCCCUCAAGGAGAAGAAGGGCAACAUCAAAGACAGCUUCAUCGGCAACCGCUCCUUCCUCGGUCUGUUUGGCAAGGCGGGUCGCGGCGGGGAUCUGGCGUCCUUCGCCUCCUCCGCCGGGGGCGCGGAUCGCGGCAAGAAGAAGGGCAAGAAGCGGUACGGCGACCUGGACGCCUUCGCGCGGGAGGUGGACCUGAACGCCACCGUCGUGAAACGGCGGGACUCGACGAGCCGGCCCGCCGGGAAGGAGCGGGGCAACAAGGAGGCCGGGGCCAGCGAGAGGCACAGCCAGGAGGGAACAGAGGACAGGCGGCCGGGGCAGCGGAGCUCCGCCGAGUCGGAGGAUGGGGGUGACAAGCGGUGGCCCUCCACCGACCACUCGGGCCUCCCCACCGCGCCGCAGGGGAAAUCGGCAAAGAUGACGGGCGACGACACGCUCACGGAGGGGGCGCCGAGCAGGCUGUCGGGCGACCGCUCCUCAACAGAGCCGUCGGAGCGCGGCUCGCAAAUGCUCCAAAAUCUCACCUUUUUUAACCACAAGCGAAGGGAGUUUGUGCUGUCCAAUCAAGAUAUUCACAGUCUGGAGGCAUUCCUUUUUGGUGUGCGUGCCAUGACGGUGCAGCUCGGCGAGCUGCAGAAGGCGCUGCUGGAGAUGCAGCACGCGGGGGAGCUUGCAAAGAAGGUAUGA